This is a messenger RNA of Amaranthus tricolor (Joseph's coat), 1323 nucleotides long. RefSeq names its product calmodulin-binding protein 25-like. Lineage: Eukaryota; Viridiplantae; Streptophyta; Magnoliopsida; Caryophyllales; Amaranthaceae. Gene Ontology annotation, biological process: response to osmotic stress. Gene Ontology annotation, molecular function: calmodulin binding. Bases 275 to 946 code for a protein of 223 amino acids. Gene Ontology annotation, cellular component: nucleus. The record is from RefSeq and is a predicted model, not a curated record. The transcript has a single exon.
CACCUUCUUUUACUCUUCUUAUUCUUAUUCUUAUUUAUGUAUUCUCCCUUCUCUAACCCAUUUUCUUCUAUUUCCUUCUUCCCUAACCUCUAUUUUAUCCUACUUUUUUCCCCUAAAACCCAUCAUUUUUCUGCACUUUAGAAUACCCACUUAUUAAAUUUCAAUUUAAUCUAUUUUUAUCUUCUUAUCAUCAUUCUUCUUGUUGGAUUUUCACUUUUUCUCCCAUUUCCACGAAAAAAUAAUUACCCUUUUACUGUUUUAAUCAUAAUAUACAAUGGAGAGUGUUCAUAGCAUUCUUCCUCUAUCAGAUAAUUUGUUUUCAAGUACCGAAAUGUGGGCGUUUCGUUCUGCAAUCGAAAACUCAUGGAUUGCUGAAGCAUUUGCUCUUGAUACUCAAAUUCUUACUAAAGCACUUCAUAAUUCAAUAUCAAAUAACAUCGAUUCACCAAACGUUUCGUAUUCUGAACCUUUGAACUCCGAAGCGCCUUCUUCCGAGCGUCAAACACAUAGUUUUUCUAGCUCAACUGGAGCUACAGAGCCUGAAACCGUUUCUAAACGUGAUCGAAACGCUCCUUCUGCUAAUGGGAAGAUCAAGAAACGUAAAUCUCGUGCUUCGAAACGUUCUCCUACAACGUUUAUUAAUACUGAUCCGGAAAACUUCAGACAAAUGGUUCAGCAAGUAACGGGUUCGGGUAUGGUUGUUGGGUCGGUUGUUAAACCCGAACCUUGUAGGCCCGUUGGUGUUGUGAACCGGUUACAAACGGGUUAUGUUUUGCCUACACUUGACACGUCAGCUUUUUUGUUGGAUAAUCAUCAAAAACGGGCUGUGGGCUCAGGCCCAGUUAAUGUGGAUAUUGGACCGGGUUCUGUUGUGGUUGAAGAUGAUGGGUCGGGUUUUGAUUUUAAUGGGUUUACUGGGUUCCCUGCUUUAGAAUCAUGGAAUUGAAAAAACAUUAUUUAGUUAGAUAUUUUUCUGAUUUUUGAAUCUUAAUAUCCUUUUUUCUUAAUGAGUGAAGCCUCUUUGUUUAUAAUAUUUUCUCAUUGUGUAAUGAGUGUUUUGCAAAGAGCUUUGUUAUUUAGUGGAGAGUCAACCUUUUAUUAGCUUAUUUGGUAAUUAUAUAUAAUUUGUCAUUUUUUGGUCAUUCAUCAUAUUAUAAUCAUAGAUUUAUGAGCAUGAUAUAUCGGGUAAUAAUGAAUUAGUAACAUCGAUGAUGAAUAAUGGUAGGUUUUGUUAAUAUUUGGGAGAAAUAUUAUAUGAGAUGAAUGUAAUGUACUAUUAUUGUAAUUUUUUGGUUUGCUAAUUAUAAAUUUUGAGUUUAAAUA